Lampris incognitus (smalleye Pacific opah) is the source of this 6905-nucleotide messenger RNA. It is a transcript of the gene pik3c2a, whose product is annotated as phosphatidylinositol-4-phosphate 3-kinase, catalytic subunit type 2 alpha. Lineage: Eukaryota; Metazoa; Chordata; Actinopteri; Lampriformes; Lampridae. The record is from RefSeq and is a predicted model, not a curated record. Gene Ontology annotation, molecular function: 1-phosphatidylinositol-3-kinase activity; phosphatidylinositol binding; 1-phosphatidylinositol-4-phosphate 3-kinase activity. The transcript has 33 exons. Bases 159 to 5357 code for a protein of 1732 amino acids. Gene Ontology annotation, biological process: phosphatidylinositol-3-phosphate biosynthetic process; phosphatidylinositol-mediated signaling; cell migration. Gene Ontology annotation, cellular component: cytoplasm; phosphatidylinositol 3-kinase complex; plasma membrane.
GUCCAGUCCGUGCAAGUGGAUGGAAAAAAAUGCAGCUGCAGGAAAAAUGGCUACAAACGCCGUACUGCUAAAAGGUUUUUGAAGACGCUUGUUCUCCAUUAUUUUGAGCCUCACUGACAUUUAAACCAUUACACUCAUGGCACUUUCAAGUUGACACAAUGGCCCAGAUAUCUAGUGGCAAUGGGUUCAAACUGGAUGUCCCCCAGAUCAAGGGGGUUGUGGGUAAAGAGGAAGCACUUCGCAUGGAGGAAGAGGCUUUAGCAAAAUUGCAAAGGGAGAAGAGGCCCACUCUUUCACCAUCAACAGCUUCAUCUUCCUCUGCAUCAUCCUCAUCUACAAAACCAAAACCUUCUUUGUCCACCGCUACUGCUCCUCGACCUUCACCCUCCGGUAGUAGACCAGAAAAGGACCUCAUAGUUUUCCCAGAGACCAAGAAACAAGAGGAUAAGGACAAGUUCAGGGAUAUCGAUGUGGACAAACUAACCAAUGCGGAACUUGAAAAGCUCUUAUUGGAUGAUAACUUUGGGGCCAGUAGCAAAGCGUCCCGCCCCUCAUCACUGUUUGGGUUCAACCUUAGUGCCUCCUACCCUGGCGGCCAUACCUGUAGCCCCUUACCCUUUCACAGUGGCCAGUGGACACCUGUUCUCUCCACACCCUCCAGCUCCAGUGUGUCGACUCCCACUCAUCAGCCAAGCCCUAUGUUCCCUUCUGCUCCAUUUCCUAAGCCAAGCACCUUCCAGAAUGGCUUCACCCCGGCCAUGUCACCCUUCAUGGCCAUGUCAGCCCCGCAGCCUUCCUUCAUGGCGUUCACGCCCAUUCAGACCACUGCUCCCAUAGUCUUCCAGCAGCCUGCCGUUGACCCAGAGAUGGCUAAACUCUUUAACAAGAUUGCCAGCACCUCUGAAUACUUGAAGAACGGCAGGUCGGCAAGUACCGACCUGGAUUCUGGGGCAACCAGCACGGUUUCUCUGGCACCCAACCCACCGCCCCAGCAGACAACAGUGGCAGAUCCCCCUAACAUUAGCUGCUUUGAGUGGCUGGAUCUGGACCCGCUUACCAAACGUAAGGCUGAGGGUGAGGACACCUUCCCAGCCCCAGGGGGAGCUGUUAUAGUCACAGGAGGGCCUGCUGGGGAUCCUUGGGAUGCUGUGCUAGAGACUGAAGGGAACAGCAGCAGCAGUAGCCCCCCAUCAGUUCCACUCUCGGUUCGCACACAACCCCGGAGGGCAUCGGCAGGGGCAGCUGUCACUAGGAGCCACUCCCUCAACAUCCCAGGGUCAUCCUUUCAGCACAAACCAAACAGUCCGGAAAAGGGAAGAGGCAAAGGAAUGACCAGGAACUUGGCCUUGGAGGAAAUGGAAGCUCAAAACCAAGAAGUUGUCGCCUUCUGUAAAGAUGUAGCAGCCCUAAGCUCCAACUUCCCUCACAGCGACGCGUCAACCAACCCUGGAUAUGUCCUCAGCCCUGUCAUCAUCCAGAGGGAUGAUGGAGGAGAUAGCGGCUGCUCUGUCAAGGUGUCCAUUGAGAUUUCUGACUCUCAACAGCCAGUCACCUUUACUUGUGAUGUGAGUUCUCCAGUGGAGCUGUUGAUCAGCCAGACUCUUUGUUGGGUCCAUGAUGAUUUGGACCAGGUGGACUUUGCCAGCUACCUGCUCAAAGUGUGUGGCCAGGAGGAGGUUCUGCAAAACAAACACAGCCUGGGCUGCCAUGAGUAUGUCCAGAACUGCAGGAAGUGGGAGAGUGAGAUCAGACUACAGCUGCUCUGUCACGCUACCAUGAGAAAGGAUCUGGCGCGCACAGAAGAAGAUGACAAUUCUCGGAUAGACUUGGAGAAGCACCUGGGUCAGGUGGAGAGACCCUUCAAGGAGAAUGUUACUAGACAGAGCCUGGCUGACUAUCUGGAAGGCUAUCAUAAUCAAGUCAACAUCUGCCUGCAGAACGAGAACACCCAGUAUAAGACAGUGGACAGGGUGGUGCAGACAGUCAAGAAUGUUUGCUGUGCUCUGGAUGAGGUGGAGACCCAGGCCAUCACUGAGGCCAUCAAGAGGCUCCGGCACUCCAUCAACCUGCCCAGGACACGCUCACCAGAGAUUGGGUCCAGAUUGUCUGGGGGAUCAUCAAAUGGUCACGCUAGUCCAGUAGAGGAGAGCAUGGGCCUUCUGACAGAGGCUGUCUAUGACCUAGCCAAGCUUUACCUUCGCUCCUUCUGCCCGGCCUCCUCGUCCCACCUCAGCUCCUCCCCCUCACCUAAGAUGGCAGACAAAGAGGCCGCAAAAAGUAGAGACAGCAAGGAGGCCUCGGGCACCACAGACCACCUGCAGUUCACCGUCUACGCCAUGCAUGGAAUCCCUGCCAACUGGGUCAGCAGUUAUGAAAAAUACUACCUGAUGUGUGCCCUCACCCACAAUGACAAAAACCUGUUUACACCAGUCCAGUCUAAGAAAGUAGGAACUUACAGGAGUUUCUUCUACCACAUCAAAUGGGAUGAACUGAUCAAUUUCCCCAUAGCUGUGGCUGUGCUCCCAUUGGAGUCCAUCCUGAGCUUGUCUCUGUUCGGGGUGCUGAGCCAGAGCACCAGCGGCUCCCCAGAUUCCAACAAGCAGAGGAAAAGCCCAGAGCUGCUGGCCAAAGUCUCCAUGCCGCUCUUUGACUACAGACAAGUAUUAGCCAGAGGGACCAGGCUGUUGUGUGUAUGGACGUCUCCCCAAGGAGCUGCUGCUGCCGCCAGCUCUGCAGGGACCCGUAAGAGAACGCUGGCAGAGAGAAUCAUACUACAGGUGGACUUCCCCAGUCCAGCGCUGGAUGUGCUGUAUGUAGAGCCACCAGAGGCCCCCAGCCCAGAGCCUCUCACACUGGAGGAACUGGACCCUGACCUUCGGCGCAAGCUAGAGAAAAUCUGCCGCCGAGCCUCUGCCUUUGGGCUAAAGCGAGCAGAGCAUCAGCUCCUGUGGGACCAGCAGCUCUACUGCCGGCGGGACCACCCUAACAGCCUUCCUAAGGUGCUGGCCAGUGCGCCCAGCUGGGACUGGGCUAGCUUGGCCCACAUUCAGUCCCUGCUACACAGCUGGCCAAAUCUAGCCCCUGUCACCGCCCUGGAGUUGCUAGACUCAAAGUAUGCACGCAAGACACCGGGGUUUGCAGACACAGAGGUGAGAAACGUAGCUGUCCGUUGGAUUGGGGCAAGCACUGACGAUGAGCUGGCUGACUACCUGCCUCAGCUAGUACAGGCACUGAAGUUUGAAUGUCAUCUGAAGAAUGCCCUAGUCAUGUUUCUGCUCUCCAGGGCUCAAGGCAACAUCAACAUAACUCACCACCUCUACUGGCUGUUGAGGGACGCAGUACAGGACCCCGCGUGGGGCCGGCGUUAUGAGCAGGUCCUGGGAGCUCUGUUGUGUCUGUGCGGGGCAAGGCUGAGGGCAGAGCUUGACAAGCAGACACGCCUGGUAACUCUGCUGGGAGCAGUCGCCGAGAGGGUCAGACAGGCUGGAGGCUCCACCCGACAGGUAGCCCUGCAGGAGGGUCUGGAGAAUGUUCAAAACUUCUUCCAAAGGAACAGCUGCCGUUUGCCCCUCAGCCCCAGCCUGGUGGCAAAGGAGCUCAACAUCAAGGCCUGUUCUUUCUUCAGCUCCAAUGCAGUGCCCUUAAAACUAGCCCUGGUCAAUGCUGAUCCACUGGGAGAGGAGAUCAAUGUCAUGUUUAAGGUGGGGGAGGACCUGAGACAGGACAUGCUAGCUCUGCAGAUGAUUCGCAUCAUGGACCGCAUCUGGCUCCAGGAGGGCCUGGACCUCCGCAUUGUGAACUUCAAAUGUAUUUCUACUGGCAAGGACAAAGGCAUGGUGGAGCUGGUGCCAUCCUCUGAGACUUUGAGGAAGAUCCAGGUAGAGUAUGGAGUCACUGGCUCCUUUAAAGACAAACCCCUGGCUGAGUGGCUCCGCAAGUACAACCCUGCUGAGGAUGAGUAUGAGAAGGCAUCAGAGAACUUCAUCUAUUCAUGCGCCGGGUGUUGUGUAGCAACUUAUGUGCUGGGCAUCUGUGAUCGGCACAAUGACAACAUCAUGCUCCGCUCCACCGGCCACAUGUUCCACAUUGACUUUGGCAAGUUCCUCGGCCAUGCCCAGAUGUUUGGCAGCUUCAAAAGGGACCGGGCUCCGUUUGUUCUGACUUCUGACAUGGCGUAUGUCAUCAAUGGAGGUGAGCGGCCAACCAGCCGCUUCCAGCUGUUUGUAGACCUGUGUUCUCAGGCAUACAAUCUGAUUCGCAAACACUCUGGACUCUUCCUCAACCUGCUUUCACUGAUGACUUCAUCAGGCCUCCCAGAGCUGACCAGUGCCCAAGAUCUGAAGUAUGUGUAUGAUGCUCUGCAACCCCACAAUACUGAUGCCGAAGCCACCGUCUUCUUCACCCGGCUGAUUGAGUCCAGCCUUGGCAGCGUUGCCACAAAGUUUAACUUCUUCAUCCACAACCUGGCCCAGCUGCGCUUCUCAGGCCUGCCGGCCAAUGAUGAGCCCAUCCUGUCCUUCUCUCCCAGAACCUACACCAUGAAGCAAGAAGGCCGUAUCCGCCAAGCCUCUAUCUUCUCCUUCCAGAAGCGAUACAACCCUGACAAAUACUAUACCUACGUGGUGAGGCUCCUGAGGGAGGGCCAGAAUGAGCCCCAGUUUGUUUUCCGCACCUUCGAUGAGUUCCAGGAGCUCCACAACAAGCUGACCAUCCUCUUCCCCCUUUGGAAAUUGCCGAGCUUUCCCAGCAAGAUGGUGCUGGGUCGCACGCAAAUCAAAGAAGUUGCAGCCAAGAGGAAGGUGGAGCUCAACAACUACGUCCACAACUUGAUGAGGAGCUCUACAGAGGUCACCCAGUGUGACCUCGUCUACACCUUCUUUCAUCCGAUUGCUCGGGAUGACAAGACAGAAGGGCUGGACGCCACACACAAAGCCCCAGAACCUCCACCACUGAGUCCUGUAUCAGGCCGGGUAGAGGGAGAGGUGAAACUGUCUAUCUCCUACAGGAACAGCACUCUUUUCAUCAUGGUCAUGCACAUCAGAGACCUGGUUUCUGAAGAUGGGACAGAUCCUAACCCAUAUGUGAAAACAUACCUGCUUCCAGACCCGCACAAGACCUCCAAACGCAAGACAAAGAUCUCAAGGAAAACCAGGAACCCUACCUUCAAUGAGAUGCUGGUGUACACUGGCUAUAGCAAAGAGACCCUGGGACUACGGGAGCUGCAACUGAGCGUGCUCAGUGCUGAGUCGCUGCGUGAGAACUACUAUCUGGGCGGUAUCACGCUCAGACUGAAAGACUUUGACCUCAGCAAGGAGACAGUCAAGUGGUACAAACUCACAGCAGUCCCCUACUUCUAGACUCUUCCUCCUGCCUUGAACAACUCUGCCUCUUGCCUCUCCAGAAAGAAAGCUCCUCCAGAUGCACCCUGAAAGGGCAGUGAAACUUGCCAAUGGCCUCACCCUUAAACGGGCAGCUCAAAGCUCCACCGCUUCACCUCACUCCAUCCCUCUCUCUCCAUCUCUCUCGCCUUCUCAGAUUAAUCAAGGUUGUUUCUGUGACAAACAGUCUUAUUUUGAUUUUUCCUUUAACUAUAACAGAGAUUUGUUAUAUUUUGUACAGUUUGACAUUAGAGGACCAAAACAACUUACUUUCAAAAGAAUUUAUAUAGAUUUGAUGGAUUAAUUUUUAAGAAAUAGAAGGGGGCUCAUUUUUACAUUUUCAUUUUUUUCCCCUUGUAGACAAAUAGGAGGCAUUGCAGUUUCCUGCUUUGUAGGAGAUGACUGGGUUGAGUAUUUAAAAAAAAGAUCCCUAAAAGUUAGUAGUGACUCUAUGUUUCCCCAGGUAUGUGCCAACAGAGGUGAGGAGGAUGGCAAAUCAAACCACUCUCCCAAAUGGGAAACUGAACAGGGUGCCUUUGUUUAUGCUCAGAAUCGCUUUUUAAUUGGCCUUAAUCCCUGAAUAUAUUUUAUUAAUGUGAUCUUUCCCUAUAAAAAAGGAAAUUAUAUAUUCUGUAAAGUCUUGUCAGUAGUUCUUCUGGAGUGAGUCGGAUACCGAUUUCGGUCUUUUGGAACGAUGGACUACUAAUUGCACACUACCAGGUCUUUCUGUCAUGGUAAUACUUGACUCUUUUCACACAGCGAACCCUAUAGAUGUUACAUACUUGUAAACUGUGGAACACCUUCUUGUCAGCACUCUGGUUGGUAGAGGCUGUGGUUGCCCCAACACACUGAUUGUGUGUUAGUUCAACACUUUCUUCAGAUGGAGUAAAAACCACAGUUUGGACUUGAUAGAACUGACAUUUAGGAGCCACAAAAUUUCUGGAGCCUGGGGCAAAAGAUUUCUUUGCACAGGCAGAUACACAACAGUCCCAUCUGCUGCGCAUCCUACUGGCAAGGUAAUUAUGACAUGGGACACAUUAAGAUAACAGCAAUAAUUUGACUGCGAGAUCAGUCUAGAACAAUGUUAUUUUGUUUCCAAAGUGACAACAGGAGCCAUAAACAGUUUCACCUGUUUUAAAUUGUGACCAAACAUCAUGCCAGCUGAUUACGGAUAAGCAUUGGAGAGGCAACUUCAAUUUAACCAGGGGCCAUUUUCUAAAAAGGGAACAAGUUCCUCAGUAACUGCUGCUUUCCUCUCUACACUCUAGCUAACUAUAAUCUGAAGAUGUUUAAUAAGAUUAAGAUGAAUUUAUCUGAAAAGGUUUAAGAGUAUCUACAAGACAAUUAUGAUCAAUAUUAAGACAAUAGCAUCACUCACGCUAUAAAUACUAGUGACUUGAUCCACUCUUUGUGACUGUAAAAAGAUGCAAGCAGAGUUUGUAUUAACAUGGCCAGUUAUUUAUUCUGACCUUUAACCUGAAUGGAUCAGUGUGUACUGUAAUCCCUCUUUCAUAAAGCAAAUUAAAU